AUGUCCCACAAAAUGUCUCCCCCCUUCCCCGACCCUCUCAUCCUCCCCCCUCUCAACCCCCCUCACAGCUUCACACUCGUUCUCCUCCACGGCAGAGGCAACUCCCCCUCCUCCCUCCUCCCUUUCUGCUCCCCCCUCCAACAAUCGUUUCCUUCUCUCAAAAUCAUCCUCCCCACCGCCCCCAAGUCCCGAGCAACUAUCUACGCCCGCUCCCUCAUCACCCAAUGGUUCGACGGCUGGCACCUCGACUCCCCCGCCUCGGUCCUCAACCCAGGCCAGGACGAGUGGAGGUCUAUUGACGGACUUCAACAGACCACAUCAUAUCUCCAUGAUCUACUCAGACAGGAAAUUGCGCUGGUGGGUGGUGACUCGAGGAGGAUGUUCCUCGGCGGGUUGAGUCAAGGGUGUGCAGCUUCGCUGAUGGCUUUGCUGCUUUGGGAAGGGGAACCACUAGGCCGCUGCGUGGGAAUGUGCGGAUGGUUGCCUUUUGUUAGGACAGUUCAAAGGGCGACGAAAGACUUCGCUAGCAGAAAGGGUGACACCGAAGAAGAUGAGUUUGACCCAUUUGGGGGUAAUGGUGAGGAUGAUGAGGACAAGCCGCAAGAUGUCGAAGCUGCUGCUGUGCAGGCUUUGCGAGAAAGUCUGGAGCUAGAAGGCAACAGUCCUAUCACUCGUCCAAAUUCCUUUGAUACACCUGUGUUUCUGGCGCAUGGAACCGAAGAUGACAAAGUCCUCAUCGCUCAUGGCAAAGAGGCAGCAUCGACUCUCUCAGAACUGAGCGUCAACACCUCCUGGAACGAAUACCCAGGUCUCGGCCACUGGUUCUAUCCCGAAAUGAUCACAGACAUCACCGCCUUCCUCAAGUCACAGAUACCACAGCAUCGACGAUAA
Messenger RNA from Podospora pseudocomata, 891 nucleotides. RefSeq lists its product as uncharacterized. NCBI's taxonomy places the organism in Eukaryota, Fungi, Ascomycota, Sordariomycetes, Sordariales, Podosporaceae. Bases 1 to 891 code for a protein of 296 amino acids. The record is from RefSeq and is a predicted model, not a curated record. Gene Ontology annotation, biological process: protein depalmitoylation; proteolysis. Gene Ontology annotation, cellular component: cytoplasm. Gene Ontology annotation, molecular function: carboxylic ester hydrolase activity; palmitoyl-(protein) hydrolase activity; serine-type peptidase activity. The transcript has a single exon.